AUGCUUCAACAAUACUUGAAGGAUCAAGAUGAGAGUACAAAGAAGAUGGAGAGGAGAAUCGAUUUCAUCCAUGAGAGUCUUGGAAACAAAUCUGAAGUCCUAUUCAAGCAAGUGAUCAAGCUUGAUGAAGACAUAAAGAAGCUUAGAGAAGACCAUGAUCGAUCUCUAAACCUUAUAAGACUUGAUGUUGCUGCCAAAUAUCAAGAGUUGCUCAAAAAGAGCAUGAAGAUUGAAGAUACCAACUAUGAUAAUAGCAAACACCUUGGAUCGAUCUACAACCGCCUACAAGCCCUUGAAGGAUCAUCUAACUGA
This is a messenger RNA of Microthlaspi erraticum, 312 nucleotides long. Lineage: Eukaryota; Viridiplantae; Streptophyta; Magnoliopsida; Brassicales; Brassicaceae. The record is from the annotation of a GenBank genome assembly.